This is a messenger RNA of Caenorhabditis briggsae, 213 nucleotides long. RefSeq names its product Protein CBR-CPG-9 (gene Cbr-cpg-9). The coding region runs from base 1 to 213 and encodes 70 amino acids. The transcript has 2 exons. The record is from RefSeq and is a predicted model, not a curated record. Lineage: Eukaryota; Metazoa; Nematoda; Chromadorea; Rhabditida; Rhabditidae.
AUGAAUUUUUGGCAUCUACUUCUGCUGGCCGUUCUGUUCUUUGUAACAGUUUUUGGAGCUGAUUUGGAAGGUUCUGGAUCAGGAGACGUCGUUGAAGAUGCUUCCGAACAAGCCAUUCUCAAAGCUCAAAAUUUGUUGAACUCGGUUCCAUCAGAGGAAAGCGGCGCAGAAGUCGAAGCCUCCGGAGAAGACGUUCAAACUUUCUUCUUCUAA